This is a messenger RNA of Eruca vesicaria subsp. sativa (arugula), 1628 nucleotides long. Lineage: Eukaryota; Viridiplantae; Streptophyta; Magnoliopsida; Brassicales; Brassicaceae. The record is from the annotation of a GenBank genome assembly.
CUGGUUUUGUCUUUAUAUCGAGAUCCAGAUCUAUCAAUAUGGAGUCUGAAUGAAUGAAGGGUUUGGUCAGGACUAGCGCCUCCAAUGAUGAAACGCAAGGAACCUGAGAAGGGCAGGUUGGAGCAGAUCCCUCGUGAUCUGAAGAAGAAGAAGAAGAUGAGUGUGACCCAUCACCAAAAAGAACAAGUCAAGAGCCCCCGAGGAGGAGGUAAGAAGCUCGUCGUCCCUUUUGAUUUGGAGGAGGAGAUAAUGAGUAGAUUGCCUGGAAAGUCGCUGAUGAGGUUCCUAUGCGUAUCCAAGACUUGGUCUUCCCUUAUCCGAAGCCAAAGAUUCGUGGCUUCUUACUACGCUAAGAAGCCAUCCCGUUUUAUAGUCGCUUUCAGCAACAGUGUAUUUGGUGAUCCCAAGCGUCUCUUCAUCCUCACGGGAGAGGAGGAGGAAACUUCUUGUUCUUCUUCAGAAGAUUCUUUGGUUGCCAAUCUAGACAUGACAAUACCCGGAGUGACCAUAGCUCACGGCCCCUUCCAGUAUUCUUCCGUCCAUGGCUAUCUCGUUUGUUUUCAACUGUCAAAGUUCAUUAUAUGUAACCCUAGCACUGGGCAAGUCAUUCGCUUUCACGCCAAGACACAGCUCACAUCCCUGGGAUACGAUCCUGUUGAUGAUCAAUUCAAAGCGUUGACCCAGGUGUCAUGUCUCCUUCAUUCUAACCUUAGUUCCAUGACUUCCAUGGUGCACGAGGUUAUUAGACUCGGAAGACGAAGAGGAGGAGGAGGAGGAGGCGUAGUAUCUCGUAGACAGUUUACCUCCCCGCCUUAUUACCCUUUAACUUUGGGACGGAGCAUCAAUGGUUUCAUGUAUUAUGCUGCUUGGGCUCCAAGUCAGGAGGAGGGAGAAACUCCUGUGUUUGUGUGUUUUGAUGUUAGGAAUGAGAAGAUACUAAGUUUUAUCUCAGCCCCUAAGGAGGUCCUGGCUUCGGAGGCUUAUACCCGAUUGAUAGAAUACAAAGGGAAGCUAGCUGUCAUUGCAGGUAACUAUGGUUCUUCUUUCGAUCUAUGGACACUGGAGGAUGUCACCAAACAUGAGUGGUCCAAACAAACAUUUGAGCUUCCCUUGUCCGAGGCUUUGAUUUCCCAAGGAACCAACAAGGCUGGUGAAAUCGUUUUCUCCCCAUCAUCUCUCCCUGGCCCUGCCCAGCCCUUCUAUGUUUUCCACUUCAACCCUGACACCAAAAGCACCAGAAGAGUCAGGAUCCACGGUGUCGCUGAUACUCAAGAGUUCUGGACCCGUUACGGACUCUCUGCCACUGACCCCUGUUGCGCCGUUUUCUCACCCCAACACGCUGAUACUAUUGCUUUUUUAUAAAUUUAUAUAUGUGUGUCUUUAUCAUCAUGUAAGAGCUUGCUUGCGAGACUAACAAAACAUUUCUUUUCCUUUUUUCUUUUUUUUUAUAUUUAUGCAGCAAACUUUGUUUUUGUUUAUCUUUAGUGACAAACUUGCAUUUGUUUCUUUAUUGAAAAGUCUCACAACUCUUUACUUAUAUAUAUAUAUCUGUAUAUACUAGAUCUCUUCUUUCAACUUGUAUUGCUACUGUGUUCUCUGUUUUCAGUCAAUGAUAGUUUCCUUGCGAC